Molecule: messenger RNA, 1410 nt
Organism: Symbiodinium necroappetens
Lineage: Eukaryota; Dinophyceae; Suessiales; Symbiodiniaceae
Source: the annotation of a GenBank genome assembly
AUGCGGUCCAAGGUCAAGGACGUGGAUGUGUUCAUCAGCCAUUCCUGGUCAGCUGGCCGAUGGGAUAAAUACCUGGCGGUGUGCUACUUUCUGAACCUUGGUUUGGCAGCAAAGGCGAUGACGGCAUUUGUGGUGCUUUCCGAAGCCUCCAUGCUGGCUUUCGCCGAUAUGUCCAUCCAUGUGAUGUUCGUGUUCCUGCUGGACUUUCCCAUUCUGAUCUUCUUCUUGGUCUUCUUUUUCGGGCAGCACCUCACCUGUGGAGUCUGGGGUCCUAACUUCUGGUUGGACAGGCUCUGCGUGGACCAAACCGACGCGAAAACAAAGGCGGAAGGGAUCGCAGGCUUGCCCACGAUUGUGGCGAACUCUUCAGAACUGCUCGUCUUGUGGGACAAGUCAUACUACCAACGGCUCUGGUGCAACUUUGAGCUGUCGAUUUUCUUCAAAGGAAACGGUCUCAAGAAUCUGCGGCUUGUGCCAUUGUGGCUCACUCCGUGGCUGCUGACGACAAUGUUGCUCUCCUACUUUUCAGCCCGUCUCGUCGCUGUCUUCACCGAGUCUGAUCCCAGCUUCGGCAUCAAUGACACAAGCAAACUGUCGGGAGCUGCGGGCAAUGCGCUUGCUUUCGGUUUGAAGCGAUUCUGGGGGUAUGCGGUGGCAACUGAAGGUUACCUUUUCUUCUGGCUGCUGCCCAUAAUGGUGGGAAUUGUCUCCUUUCAAAAGAAGCUGGACGGCCACCGAGACAUGUUGGAAAGCAUGAAGUCCUUUGACGUGCGAAAUGCAAAGUGUGCCGUGGAGAGCGACCGUCUAGCCAUCGAGGCCCAAGUGGCCGAGCUUUUCGACGGCCUCGAGGAUCCCAUCAUCGCUGUAUCGGUCGAAGUGGAGAACUCAGAGGACGAGCAGCAGGAGCCCAUACGCCAACAUGCAGAGCCAACCAACAGUCCCCCGAAGCUUCAAGAGAGGGCUGCCUUCACGCUGUUGCUAGAGCUCAUCGACCUGUCGUUAACCUACUCAGCCCGUCUAGCCGUGCGAUCCGUGACGGGAUUUGCGAACCAUGACGAUUGCCUGGAAGAGUUCAACAAGUAUGUGCAAGGCCCAAUGCAUGAUGCAGUUGUCGAAGACCUCGGGGACGCAGCGUAUCCCUGUUUGCUCCGAUGUGUCCGGUUUCUGGACAAGAGCUUCGACUCUGGAUUUCUGCAGGCACCCGCAGCCCUCGGCAGCGGAUUGCUGAUUUUCAAUCUUGUGCAGCUCGAGAAUGCUUUCGCAUCCGCGUCCCUCGAGACCUUUGCAUUCACGCGGCAUCCAGCUUUCCUCUGCUUCUUCUUGCUCGCAGUUGUCGCCGCCAUGUUCCAGCACUUUCUGCUCUUCGGUGCAGGGUCGCGGCAAAAUUCCAACAGGGAGAUGCGGAUGUAG